GAUAUCGAAACCGGUUCGGCAAACUUCGACCGACUUCGGCUUUCAAAACCGCGGAUGACAUUUACUAGGGGGGUGAAGAAAAAAAAAUCUUCAAAACAAGGAAAGAAAAAUCAGAAGGACGACGACGAAGCAGGGACAGCGAAAGAAAGAAAAGCCAGCAGCACUCACUCCUCGGAACGGGGGCGGCAGGGGGAAAGUUUUUCCUGCUGCAAUCGGGUGAAAAUUCUGUGCGCAAAACGAGUGAAAACGAAACGAAAGCGACGAAUCCGCCACAGUAAACCAUCCGUUUGGCGCGGCAUUUGUUUUCGUCGCGGCACACAAACCACCGUUAAAUUUGGUCACCAUCAACAUUUGCUGCUGCGGGGGUUUUUGGGCAGUUUAUUUUUUACCUUUGUAGCAUUGUCCCAGGGCCCCCGAGACGGGUGGCGGACGGUUUGAUGCGUUCGUUGUGGGGUAAGUAAUUCCCUGAGGACAUUGCGUACGGAAAAGCUGCAAAAAGACAACAAAAAAUGCAACCGAGCGGUGUGUUUUGAGUGAAAAGUGAUCGUUUUCCUUGUUCCUUCUGCCGUUUCCCCGUGGGGUGGGGGUAGUGUUGGUGGGAAGUGGUGGUAGGGUGUUCUGCUUUGCGUGUCGUCCUUUGCGUAGUGUUCCGGUGCCGUUGUGCUGCUUUAUCCUGACCGGGGUAUGGAAAGGCAAAUCGUAAAUGAUCCUAUCGCAACAAUGCUCAGCUCGACCACCGGGACGGGGCAGAACAUGAAACAGGUGGAGUGUAAAUUACCGCAAGCUACCGAGCUGACCGAGCACACAGUAGCACCGCAGAAAAACUCCGCCGGCCUCAACGGUACGAAGGAACCGCUCAGAACAUGUUUAAUGUGUUUGUUACCCUUCGAGGAGCUGAGUUCGAUCGGAACCGAUUCGGCGGAAGAGUUGAAACGGAUAGUGGAUAAUAUUUAUAAGAUUGCCAAAAUAGAGGUUAAACCAGUCAACGGAAAGAUUGAACCCCUGUGCAACGGGUGUCGUGCGAAGCUGGGCUACGAUUACGACGAGGAUGCGUACUUCGACAUGCUUAGCCAGAUGUACAACAGUGAGGCACAGUGUAAAUCGCCCACAAUCACAAUGCACAACGGCAUCCCGGUGCACGUGGCCGUACCGUGCGAUGCCGCCAGUCCCGACUCGCCGGCGUUGGGUGCCGGUGGCCACUACAUCGAUGCCGCCUGCGGUACGUUCGUGGUGACGGAGCUGGGCGUCGAAGCGCUGAACGCCGACAAGGACGAGCUGGUGUGUGCCAUCUGCUCGAAAGCGUUCAACUUCAAGUCCACGCUCCGGUUGCACAUCCGCAGCCACCAUCAAACCGCACCCCGGGACACGAUCGAGCUGCCGAAGCAUCCGCGCAAACCGCGCACGUACGAGUGUACCGAGUGCAAUCUUAGCUUUAAGCUAAAGUACGACUUUGACAAACACAUCGGCAGCCACAAGAAGCCGAGCAUGCACCAGUGCGAAGGUUGCUUCAAGCUGUUUAAGCACAAAUCCUACUAUCUGAUGCACCGGAACCUGAAGCGGUGCAAGGCACAGUGUUCGAUCGAUCUGACCAACCCGCUAGAAUCGUUCCUGACGGCGGUCGAUGUUCAGCAGGCAGUGGCAAUGGACACGGUCCCGGUUGCACCUUCGACCGGGCGGCGAAAGAACGGUGCCGCAAAGGAUCGGACCGGCGGUUCCGCCACGCUCAGCUCCGUGUCGGCGUUUCCCUUGCAGUGCACCCCGGAGCUGGGUUCCCUAACUGACUGUGGCAUCAGGAAUGCCAGCUAAGGUAUUAUACUGUAUUCUACUGUACGGUGCCGCAUUUACGGCGCCGGAUGUUGCCAGAUAUCGGUUCCUAGGUGGUACCGUGUUAGCACAGUACUUGUACAUAGAGUAAGCGAAUUGGUGAUGAAUUGCUUGCCGAUUUUUAAAAAUCUACUAACUGAUCACAUCCAUAUUCUGUUCUAUGUCAUGCAACGUAACCCGUUCCAAAGAAUGCAACCAAAUCUUUACGUUAAUCCGGUGGCCAUACUCUAUUGCAUUAGGAAUUAGUAACGAUAGCCAAGAAUAGCCAAGAGAGUUUAUGUCUUUGGUAUUUUUUCCCCACCGAGGAAGUUAAGGUUAAUUUUCAAAAAUUUUCUUAACCUAUCCUUUUUAGAUGGGUGUGCAAUGUUUAUUUGUUUAAUUUCUGUUAAGUUUAUUCAUCCUUUAACUUAUUUUUAAUUUAUUCAAUUUUAAACUCUUUUUAUAUUUCUUAUUUACCUUGGCGUGCUGCAAAAAAAAAGAAGAAGGGAAAACCUCUUUUCCCCGAUUGAUUAGGGGAAAUGAGGGCAAUUAGUUUCCCUCCCCCCGCAUCUUAGUGUCUACGUUUGAUACAACGUUUCUCGGUGUGUUUGAAUGGAUGUAUGGAUGGGGUAUGAUACACAACCGAACGGAUCGGUACUGUGGGCCCCACGCUAGACUUAAGGAUAGGGAUAAAAAGUUUCAUCAUUAUUUAACGGCGCGAACAGUCCAUAUCGCUCUGUCAGUCAGCUAAACUUUAUCAGACUUAGGGUGUAGGGUUAUGAUCAGUGCCAUGGGCGAACAAACACGAGCAUUACAUCAAUUCUUUACCGUCUUUUAGGUCUUAAUGAACGAGAAUGAAGCUAACGGUAGCUGUAAGAGAAGGGAGGGUAGAAUUGUAAACUCAAACCUUUUUGCCAUUUUACUUUCUACUGCCGUGUGGCAGUAAAGCGGUGCCACAUUCGUUUGCUUUUUCCGCGUAAUUUGAAUUUUCGCUACCUUGCCAAUGUUUCACAUUUCCCGAAGAAACUUGUAGCUCAACUUCUAAGUUACAUUGCCGGGACAUAAAUGUGUCGACGAUGCCCGGAUGUGGGAGCGAGAAGAAGUAGCACCGCUCCACGCGUGUCCCUGUAUCCGCGUGUGGUUCGUGUUAUUGUGAUGAAGUUGGCAUAUACGAAGGAAUUUACCAAAUAAGAACUAUAGAUGUAUAAAUGCUUGAACGCGUACUACGGUAAGAAGGGAACCGACUAUUUAGGAACAAACAAAAGAGAGCGAGAGAGAGAGAAACCAAAUCGAAUUCAUACGUCUUAUUUUUAUGUUUGAAUAACAGUUUCGCUGCAUUCGGACACUUAAGAUGAGGAAUAAAUUAAGAAUGGAAACUCGUACCAUA
Molecule: messenger RNA, 3190 nt
Organism: Anopheles stephensi (Asian malaria mosquito)
Lineage: Eukaryota; Metazoa; Arthropoda; Insecta; Diptera; Culicidae
Exons: 3
Coding region: 685-1806 (373 amino acids)
Biological process (GO): regulation of transcription by RNA polymerase II
Cellular component (GO): nucleus
Molecular function (GO): DNA-binding transcription factor activity, RNA polymerase II-specific; RNA polymerase II transcription regulatory region sequence-specific DNA binding
Source: RefSeq, a predicted model, not a curated record